Morus notabilis is the source of this 2103-nucleotide messenger RNA. RefSeq names its product lipase-like PAD4. Bases 83 to 1954 code for a protein of 623 amino acids. Lineage: Eukaryota; Viridiplantae; Streptophyta; Magnoliopsida; Rosales; Moraceae. The record is from RefSeq and is a predicted model, not a curated record. The transcript is spliced from 4 exons. Gene Ontology annotation, biological process: lipid metabolic process.
AAUAUUUAGAACGGUUCAAACCGCGACUCUCAACCCACCAAGACAAAGAAGAAGAAGAAGAAGAAAAGACUUUGCAGUUUCCAUGGAGGCCGAAGCUUCAGCGUUUGAGACGAGUGAGAUGGUGGCGACGUUCGUGGCGUCAACUCCAUUAGUGAGCGAGUCAUGGAGGCUAUGCAGCCUCGCCAACGCGACGGCGCCGAUGGGAUUCGUGACGGAGAAAACGGGAGACGGCGUCGGAUACUUGGCGUUCUCCGGCGUCCAAACUGGACACUCAAUCUUAGACCCCAACUGGGCGUCCCUGGUUCCCUUGGAGACCGCCGGCCCCGGGCUCUUCGGACCGCUGGUGUGCGGCGGCGAAGGCGAAGAUUAUCGGAAUCCGGUCAUGGUCCACGCCGGCCUUUUGGAACUGUUCAUGUCCAUGUAUCGCUCAGAUACUUUAACAAAUCAGAUAUUGGCACUAAAGGAUAACUGCAAGGCCAUAGUCAUCACUGGCCAUUCUUUAGGAGGAACAACAGCCUCACUUUUAGCACUUUGGCUCCUAUGUCAUCUCCAAUCAGUGUGUGUUACCCCUCCUGUCCUGUGCAUCACAUUCGGAUCUCCAAUGCUCGGAAACGAUUCCCUUUCCCGAGCCAUCCUCCGAGAGAGAUGGGGCGGAAACUUUUGUCAUGUGGUGUCCAAGCAUGACAUCAUGCCAAGGCUGCUCUUUGCUCCCUCAGCAACACUCACUACUCAAAUGCAGCUGCUGCUCCAGCAUUGGCAUUUCGCAAUGAGUUCUACUACUACUACUAUUGCUGCAGCCCUGCUCGGGGACCAAGUCAAAGCCGAAUUCCUGGGAUUCAUAAUGGCUUCUCUUGAGAAUUCAUCGUUGCAAGAAGCAGCCGGAGAAGAGGCUGCAAGUGGCUUACUGUUUUGGCCAUUCGGAAACUACUUGUUGUGUUCACAAGAGGGUGCCAUUUGCUUAGACAAUGCAACAUCUGUUGUUAAGAUGAUGCAUUUGAUGCUGAUGACAUGCUCUCUGAAUGACUUCACCGAAGAUCAUCUCAGAUACGGAGAAUAUGUCCGACGAGUUUCAUCACAGUAUCUGAAGCAAACAAACUUCCUUCAAGAGGAGCUUAAUUGCGAGUCAAGCUAUGAAAUAGGUCUUGCCCUGGCAUUGCAGUCCACAGGAAUCUCUUCCCAGGAACCGGUAGCUACGCUGGCCAAAGACUGCCUAAAGAUCGCAAGGCCAUUGGGGCGCAUACCACGCUUAAACUGUGCUAAGCUUGCUAUUAGCUUAUCAAAAGUUAAUCCCUACAGGGCCCAAAUAGAGUGGUACAAAAUGUGCUGCGACGAGUCUGAUGAUCAAAUGGGGUACUAUGACGCAUUCAAGCGAAGAGGAUCCUCAAAACGGGGCGACCAAGUUAACAUGAACAGGCACAAGCUUGCUUCAUUCUGGGAUAAUAUUAUUGAGCAGUUGCAAAAUAAUCAACUGCCGUAUGAUUUUCACAGGAGAGCCAAAUGGGUCUGUGCCUUCCAGUUCUACAAACUAUUGGUUGAGCCGCUCGACAUUGCUGAGUAUUACAGAAAUGGAAAGCAUAAAGUUGAAGGACAGUACUUGAAAAAUGGAAGGCCUAGGAGGUUCCAAAUUUCUGAUUGGUGGUGGAAAGAGUUCCGGGCAAACAAGGAAGAAAAUAGUUCGAGAACCAAGUUUGCGAGUCUGACUCAAGACUCGUGUUUUUGGGCAAGAGUUGAGGAAGCAUGGGAGUGGUUAGCUAAUCUUCAGACUGACAAUGAUGCAAGCAAGCAAGAAAUGUGGGAGAAUAUCAAUAACUUCGACGGGUAUGCACGAGGAUUAAUUGAACUUAAAGAGGUGUCCGAAGACGUUUUGGCAAAGAAUUCAAGCUACACUUUGUGGACUGAAGAACUGAGAAAGCUGAGUUCAGCACUGGUUUGUCCUGCACCUCUCUCGCAUUAGGGGUAGUCCUAAAGUUACUGCCUUAGUUUCCAUGUUCUAGAUUUGGGGAAGUAGUUCUUUAGCUUAGCUUACGUAUUUGUAUGGCAGGAAAUUUCCCAUCUUUUCUGAUUCCUACUUUAUAUUGAAAGAACAACUAAUAUAUUGCUUAA